UGCUGGUGUUACUUAAUCUGUCAAAUUUAACCUAACAACAUAACUGACAACUAAGAAACUUUAGGAGUUGUUUUAGAGCUCCUCUUCUGAUUAUCAGAACGCUGAAGAAGAAAAAUAAAUGGCACUAACCGUUGAACAAUGCGAUAUAUUACUUAACAUUUUGGAAUUGGGAAAUGUUCGUUCACAUUCAGUGGAAGCCCUGAUAGCGGAUUUCAAAAAGAAGUUUGAUCCUGUAGACAAUUUUAAAGUUGGCUCAUGUUUAGUUAUGUUGUUGCAACAGGAACUGCUUCCAGAACCAGAUCAAAGACUGGUAGCAAUCACAAUACUUCAUGAACUCUACCGUGGAGAACUUAUUGGAUCUAUACCUUUUGGCCCUGUUUUUAUGCACUUGCUAAAUCCCCCUGAACAUCAGAGUAAUGUUGGUGCACCUAAAUUAGAGUAUCCUGGUCAAUUACCAAGGCUGUCACUAACAGAAAAAUCCUUUGUAACACAAUUAAUAUCAGAAGGAGCGAAAGAUUUAUUGAAAAAAACAGCAAGUCAAAUUCUUAAUAUAAACUUCCCACCAUUCGUGCCAUAUGAUUUUUCAUAUGAUCAGUUAAGUUUAGUGGAAAAGCAGUCUGAAUUACCACAGACUUGUAAAUGUGGCAUACCAGCCCUUAUAUCUUUUCCAGAAAAAACGGUCAACAGCUAUGCAACAGAAUCAACACCCACUGAUUUGUUAAUUAAGAAAAUAGCAACCGGCGAUAAUGCACCAAUAAACAAAAUCUACAAACCAGAGUUUGUAACAUUAGCACCACCACUAUUAAAUCAUGAUGAUGAACUUGUUUGGUUUAAUCCAACUUGGCCCAAAAUCCAUUCAAUCGCAUACGAUUCCACAAUGUGCGUACCGGACACAUCAGGUUUGGAAGCAAAACAACUCAUGAACAAAGCAUAUAAAUCAGCUCUUCCCCUGGGUGAACAACAAAAGCUCAUCAGUGAACUUAAAACUGAUUCAAAGCUGGUGUACCACAUUGGAUUAACACCAUCUAAGCUUCCAGAGUUAGUGGAGAACAAUCCAAUAAUAGCAAUAGAAGUUUUGUUAAAAUUGAUGCAAUCUAAACAGAUCACGGAAUAUUUCAGCGUGUUAGUUAAUAUGGAAAUGUCACUUCAUUCAAUGGAGGUUGUUAAUAGACUGACGACAACGGUUGAUUUGCCCACAGAAUUUGUGCAUCUGUACAUUUCCAACUGCAUUUCAACCUGCGAGACAAUAAAAGACCGAUACAUGCAAAACAGACUAGUCCGACUAGUCUGUGUGUUUUUACAGUCACUUAUAAGGAAUAAAAUAAUAAAUGUCCAGGAGCUGUUUAUCGAAGUUCAGGCGUUCUGUAUUGAAUUCAGUAGAAUAAGAGAGGCUGCAGCACUAUUCAGGCUGUUGAAACAAUUAGAAUCUGGCGAAAUUGGAAUGGUAUCGUCUCCAACGGCCAGUACGAAAGGCAAAAUGGAUGCAUGACAUAACGUAAACGUUAAAUCGAUUGGGUGAGAUGUGAAAAUUGUUGGGAGAAACCAUUCAAAAGUGUAAUUUAUUUUUAUAGACAAUUGUGAAAUUGAUGAUUGAAUAAACUAUUAAAUUGAAUUAA
Molecule: messenger RNA, 1616 nt
Organism: Aethina tumida (small hive beetle)
Lineage: Eukaryota; Metazoa; Arthropoda; Insecta; Coleoptera; Nitidulidae
Gene: Not11
Product: CCR4-NOT transcription complex subunit 11
Exons: 9
Coding region: 119-1489 (456 amino acids)
Biological process (GO): negative regulation of translation; mRNA catabolic process
Cellular component (GO): CCR4-NOT complex
Source: RefSeq, a predicted model, not a curated record